CGUGACGGCUAACGUGCUUCGAUCAGGAGAAAUGUCCUCGCAAAAAGAUGAUGUCUAUUCUAAUAUAUUUUGAUGMUGUAGUGUAUAUUCUGCCAGUGCCUUACCAGGUACCAGAUACCUUACCUGAAAGAUGCUCAAUUUUAAAAGGAGGAGACACACCGAAAAWUAACGAAUGUGUCAAAAGCUAAUAAUGACAUGGACAGUAUAAAAAGACAGACARAAGGAAGUUUAAAUAUUUGCUUGCAUAAUUUGCUUUAAGCUCCCAAGCGGCAAUAUUCUUUAAGCAGACUUUGCGAUGCAUGCCGGAUCAUCCAGGCACAAGAUCCAGCCCCCGGCCAAUCACCAAAUCAACUGACUUGCAUCGAUCCGUGUCCCUUAUUAGCUGGUUCCCACUUGAUUUGCAUUGUUUCGUCUCUAAAAGAUGAUCGAAGGCAAAUCAUCGGUAUCCAUGAAUAUUUCAUGGGUUUUUCAUGGUCCAUGAUAUCAUAGUUUAGUUUUUAUUGUGUUAUGAAUAAAAGAUCAAUUCUUCCCCGACAAAUCUGGGGACGAUAAAUUUUGUUUCCUUUUUUGUGAAGCGAUGAAUAUUCCGCUGAGGAACCGAAUUAUCGUCACUGCUAUCUUGGCGUUGAUUGUGGCGGCACAAUGUUACCCAGCUAAGACGAAAAAGGGAGGAGGCCAUCACAGACGUCAYCAUAGAGGUCAUGGAAAGUCCAACACCAAAAAAGAUUCCGUUAACCAGCGUUUUAUGGGAGCCACUAUGAUGCGCCCUGGUAAACUUGGCAUGUCCGAAGAGAGGGAAAUGGAUAACUUUCAGGAUUAUAACAAAGCUUUCAUGAACAGCGAAAUGGCGGCGGAAUCCUCUCUUCUAGCCAAUCAAGGAAUUGAUGACGACUCCGCUCUAAAGAUUUCUAACAUGGCUGCAAUGCCUAAUGGGAUGGAAGACCGUGCAUCUUCCAAAAAAGCAAUGUCAGGUCGAAUUAAGGGAAACCCCAUGUCAUUCAGUAAGCCUAACGUUGCAGGAUUCCAACCAGAUGAGUACCUACUCGACGCUAACUCAUGGCCAGAAUACAGAAUCAAAGAUUCUGAUUACAAUAACAAGAAUUACCGAGUAUUUCCUCAAGGGGGAGGGUACCAAGGAGGAUACAUGGGAGCUGCAAUGCCUUACGGCCAAACAGCCGCUGCUGGAAUGGAAGGUCCCUAUGGUGAUGGUAACUAUGGCUUCCCCCCGGCUGGAGCACAACGCAUGGUUAAUGACGAGCAAGAACAAGCACAGGAACAAGCACAAGAGCAAGAGCAAGACCAGCCUUCACCUGUCUACCAAGAUGAAGGUACCCCCAUGUCAAUGCCUCUACCUACAGAUAGAAAGAUGAGGCAUCACAGAAAAAUGAAGAACCCCGCGAGCGAGAAUUAUGGAGAUGAAGCUCAACCACCAAGUAAAGCUCACAAUGAAAGGGGAUCGGGAAGCGGGAAUAGUGAUGGCUCAGGAAGCGGCAGCCACGACACGUCUAAACUUGUGCCUGGAAUGCAAGAUCAAGGAAAGGCAAAAACAGGAGAAGGAGCUGGAAAGGUAACAGUUGACACAAAACCAGAUGGUACAGUCGUCACAUCAAAGGCUGACUCCUCCUCUACUGGAAGUCCCGUAAAAUCUGAACAAAGUAAAACGGAAUCUAAAGCCCAGGAAAMCUCUUCUCCUCAACAAACACAGAAUGAGAAUUCAUCCAGCAAGGGUACAGAAAAUACCGGAAGUUCUAGCGAUAGUAAGGAAGGAAGUAACAGUGAUGCCGCACAUUCAACUCUUGGAGAUUUUGCCAAGUUCUUGAAAUCAAAAGGCAUAACUUUGACCAUCAAUAAAGAGAAUAAAGAUGCAAACAAACCACAGACAUCGCAAGAAAAAGAAAACUCUUCUCCUGCAAAAYCACAACAAGAAGCCGGUCCACAAACGGAUAAAUCCGGAGCUUCUGCAAUCCUUCCAUCUACAGGAGAACCAACCUCAGACACAGCUGGUAAUCCUACAAUAAAUAUCAGUCCACAGUCGAAUGACGAUCAGCAAGUCCCAGAAAGACCUUUACAUACAGGGGUGAUGCGCUGGCAAAAUCUUAACAUGGCUCCUCAGGAGGAAAACCAAAUGGGAGAACUUUUUUUACGACACAAAACUAAACCACAUCACUAGAGACAAUUGUCACAAGCUGUUUCAUCAAAAACUGUUCAGAAUACAUACAUUGUUUCCRAUGGAAACAAACUUUAUCAAUACCAAGAAUUGCUAGUCUUGAUUUGAAGGAAGUCAGUACUGUACAUCAAAGCAUGCAAUAAAUUGUGAUUAAAUACUAGUAUCAUGGUUCAA
Molecule: messenger RNA, 2341 nt
Organism: Exaiptasia diaphana
Lineage: Eukaryota; Metazoa; Cnidaria; Anthozoa; Actiniaria; Aiptasiidae
Exons: 5
Coding region: 578-2170 (530 amino acids)
Source: RefSeq, a predicted model, not a curated record